Molecule: messenger RNA, 1803 nt
Organism: Suillus subalutaceus
Lineage: Eukaryota; Fungi; Basidiomycota; Agaricomycetes; Boletales; Suillaceae
Exons: 14
Coding region: 1-1803 (600 amino acids)
Biological process (GO): transmembrane transport; carbohydrate transport
Cellular component (GO): membrane
Molecular function (GO): carbohydrate:proton symporter activity
Source: RefSeq, a predicted model, not a curated record
AUGGAAACAGAGCUGUCUUCACCUUACACCUCGCGCGAGAUGCGGAAUAAUUCAGAACAACUAUCACUCUCUGUAGAUUCGUCUAGAUUCUCCAAUGGUGCUAGCAACGAUGGAGUUUCGUUGAAUACAUCCGCAACCGUCGUAUGCGAUGCCGAGAAAGUUCUUGCUACACCCGAAUGGUGGAUGAACGCUUAUCGGCGGUGUACAUCUCAUUUGCAGAGUUAUUCGGCUGGGCGAAUGUUCAAGUUUAAUAACCCGAACUCAUAUAACUGGGCAAAUAACCUACUUGCUGGUCUGGCGAUCCUUUUCUAUGGUUAUGACCAAGGAGUCAUGUCCCAAGUAAACCUUAAUGAGGAUUACCUGAAAUUGAUGGGCAUAUACCCCACCAUGGGAAACUCACGUAACCUGGCGGCCCUUGGAGGAAUAGUUUCUGUUUAUUACGGCGGUUCUCUCAUUGGAGCACUCCUUGGCGGUUCCAUUGCCGACAGGUCGGGCCGUAUCGCUGCCAUAAUAUUGGGUGUCAUUAUCUCGAUUAUCGGAGCAAUAUUCCAAGCCUCCGCGAUGAACAUCACCUGGAUGUGUUGCGCACGAGUCGUGACUGGUCUCGGUGUGGGAGCCAUCGACGCAGUCAUUCCUGUUUGGAGCAGUGAAGUUUCGCCACAUCAAGCACGAGGCGGCUUUCUUGCCAUUGAGUUCUUCCUAAACAUCAGUGGACUGUCAUUGGCAUAUUGGAUAGAGAUAUUUGCGAGCAUGAAUCAGAAUCAGGUAAUGGCAUGGCGCACACCUCUAGCUCUGCAAGUUGUUUUUCUGCUCGCUAUCCUCGCGCUUGUACCUUUCUUUCCGGAGUCCCCUCGAUGGCUGGCGAAAGUUGGCCGUGUCUCCGAGGCACGUACUGUGUUGCAGGCCACUCGUAAGGACGGAGUUGAGGCUGAGCUCGGUGCCAUUGUGCGGAGCGUGAUGCAUGACCAGCAGCACGCAGAGAACAAUAGUUAUCUUCGGAUGCUAUUCCCGAGGACAAAGAGCCAGCGCGAACUACGAUGGAGAGUUGCUCUAAGUCACUUUCCUCUACCGGCUCUCGCACUUUCUCUGACGUCAUAUAUAGCCAUCGAUCUUAUUCAAGGUGCUGGUUUCAGCCAAGGCGAGGCAAAACUCUUGGCCGGAUUCAAUAACCUGUCAUACAUGUUCAGCGUGCUCUUUGCCGUGUUCACUCUGGACAGGUUUGGCCGGCGAAGUACAAUGGUAUGGGGGGCUGCUGGCAUGGCGUUGCUCCUGCUCAUUGGCGGCAUCUUGGACAAAUACGCGCAGGCGGGGGGCCCCAAUCAACGGGCAUAUGGCGCCGGUGUUGUAGCCAUGACAUUCCUCUAUACUGGCACGUUUGGCGCCACCUGGUUAGUAACUCCGUGGCUUUAUCCAACUGAACUCUUUCCCUACUAUGUUCGCGCCAAAGGAGGCGCAUGGUCUGUUGUUGGAUGGUCCAUAGGAAAUGGCAUCGUGACUAUGAUUACCCCUUUCCUGUUUCAGGCGAUCGAAUAUGGUGUUCUCCUACUCCUCUUUGGCCUCAACAUAUUCAUCCGGAAACUUCGGGUCGUCCUCUCGAAGCAAAUCGAUGAUUUCUUCAGCAAUGCGACAUCUUGGAACGUUUUCACCGCGUCUAAACAAAUACGGGAGCAAGGUUUCACAGACUAUCGAUGGACACGCAAAUACCAUGAUGGAAUUGAACAGCCAAAUACAGAUGUAUACGCUGAGAGGCACGGGUGGGCGAACAAGCUGAGGCGCCGUGCUUCGGAUGCAGGACUCAUGUAA